Molecule: messenger RNA, 1191 nt
Organism: Entamoeba invadens IP1
Lineage: Eukaryota; Evosea; Mastigamoebida; Endamoebidae
Product: glycogen phosphorylase, putative
Exons: 1
Coding region: 1-1191 (396 amino acids)
Biological process (GO): glycogen catabolic process
Cellular component (GO): cytoplasm
Molecular function (GO): glycogen phosphorylase activity; pyridoxal phosphate binding
Source: RefSeq, a predicted model, not a curated record
AUGGCUAAUUUGGCUAUUGUGUUGUCACACACGGUCAACGGUGUUGCAGCAAUCCAUUCACAAAUUUUGAAGGACUCGUUGUUCAACCAUUUCUACACGUUGUGGCCAAACAAAUUCAUCAACGUGACUAACGGUGUUACACCACGUAGAUGGAUCAAGCAAUGCAAUCCAGAGCUCUCCAAGUUGAUCACUGAGUCGAUUAAAACAGACGAGUGGGUCUGCGACUUGAGCUUGGUCAAAGGAAUCGAAAACGUCUUCUCCCACGACUUGAUUGAGAAAUUCAUCCACGUGAAACAAUAUAACAAAGACAGAUUGAAACACUUGGUCCUUACUUUGACCGACUCUAAAGUCGUGUUGGACCGUAAUGCACUCUUCGACGUCAUGUGUAAGAGAAUUCAUGAGUACAAGAGACAACUCCUUAACUUGUUUGGUACCAUCCACAUGUAUCUCAGAAUCAAAAAGAUGACUCCAAUCCAAAGACUCGAGCUUGUCCCAAGAGUAAAGAUCUUUGCUGGUAAAGCCGCUAUUGGCUAUGCGAUGGCCAAGGGAAUCAUCAAGUUGAUUAACUCUGUUGCUGAUGUAGUGAACAACGACCCAGAUGUCGGAAACUUACUCAAAGUCGUGUUCUUGCCAAAUUACAGUGUCUCGUUGGCUGAAAUUAUUGUGCCAGCCAAUGAUAUUAACGAACAAAUUUCUACUGCGGGAUAUGAGGCUUCUGGAACCUCAUGCAUGAAAUUUGUAAUGAACGGUGGGUUGAUUGUAGGUACUUGGGACGGAGCCAACGUCGAAAUUGCUGAAGAAGUUGGAGCAGAGAAUAUGUUCAUGUUCGGAGCUAAGGCCCACGAGGUUGCUGACAUUAGAGCAAACCCAACUCCAAUUUCCCCAAAACUUGCUCAGGUGUUGUCGGCGAUUGACUCUGGUAUGUUUGGAAGCCCAGACGUACACAAGUUUGUGAUUGACCAAUUCAGAUCCGGAAGCGACUUCUACUUGGUCUGCAGAGACUUUGAAAGCUACGUCGCAAUCCAAAACCAUAUCGAUUCUGUCUGGAAUAACCCCGAGGAGUGGAACACAAUGUGCCUGAGAUGCAUUGCUAGAAUGGGUAAGUUCUCGUCAGACAGAUCUAUUGAAGAGUACGCAACGAACAUCUGGAACGUCACUAAGUGCCCAGUACCAUCUGGUGAGCAGAACUAA